AUGCUGCAAGUAUUACCUCCGCAUAUAUCCAGUUCAGUACCCUCCUCCAAUACUAAUCCUGAUGUAUCUUCAUCAUCAACCUCCAUACAUAGAUCUCCGUCCCCUCAUAUAACCAAUACAACUCCACCAGAUCAACAUCAUCCUAAGAAAUUAGGUGUAACUCAUUCUAUACGAGAGAAAUUAAGCUUUCAAGAUGAACGAUUAUGGAAACGAUUUUCGGCUCGAAGAUUGGAAUUAAUCGAUACAUUAGAUUUAUGUUCUAAAAAAGCAAGUGAACAAGAAGAAGAAAUUAAACGAGUGGCUCAAGCUUUACGAUUAGAAUUUAAUUAUUCAACUGAUUAUGAACAAGAAUUUGAUAAAUUAGUUAGAGCUGCUGUUCAAAGUGUUCGAAGAAAUCGUAAACGAUCAUCCAAAUCAAAAAAGAAUCAUCAUCAUAAUGGUGAAAAAAGAGUUAAAAUUGAAGGUCAAACUAAUCAAAGUGAAGCUGAUGAAGAAGAAGAAGAUGAUAAUGAAACUGUAAGUGAUACAACUUAUAGAAAUCGAUUUGUUUCUGAAAUAAGUCGAUUAGAUUCUGAUUCUCAAGGUCAAACUGAUUUAAAUUAUUCUCGAACUAAAAAUUUCUCUUCUGAUGAUAAAGCAAAAGCAACGAUUGAUAAUAUGAUUAAACCUCGAAUUUUACAAAAUCAUCCUCAUAAUCAUCAACCUCCACUUCAUCCAUCUCAUCCUCCUCAACUUCAUAAUCAUCUACAUCAACCUUAUCAACCUAGUAAUGUAAGUUCAUCAUCAUCAUCUUCUUCACCUGCAUCAUUUCAAAAAAUACCCGGUGGCAAUGGUAAUGGCAAUACUACCGUUUUACCUCCUAUUUUACCUAUUAAUGAUGAUUAUUUAGCUCCUCCUCCAAAAUUAGAUGCAAAUGCCGCUAAAGGGAUAAUUAUAAAUCAUAUUGAAAGAUCAAAAACAUGUUCUGAAAGUGUAUCUAAGAAAUCAGAAAAUUUACAAGUAUUAGGAAAAUUAAUUAUUCAAACUUGUAUAUCAUAUGUAUUUGAAAAAUCAUUUGAAAAUGUGAAUGAAACUUCAAUUCAAUAUUUAAGAAAUAAAUUAAGUGGAGAUAUUUAUUUAGCUCGAUUUUUUCGAGAUUUAGAUCCAAGUACUAUCACUUCUAUAAGUGAUGAAGUGGCUACUAUUUCAUUAUAUACUCUUUUAGGUGGAGUGGUUAAAGAUUUUGGAUUUGAACAAAUUAUUUUCCCAUUAUGUGAGAUUAUUUAUGUAUCAAUUUUAGAAGAAUAUCCUUUAAUUGCCAAGAAUUCAAUUCCAUUCAAAUAUAGUGAUUAUUUAAAUAAAUCAGAAUCAAAUUCAUUGAAUUCGUUGGCUACAUUAGCGACUGAAAUGCAAGAACAACAACAACAACAACAACAACAAGCGAUUAUAAGUGCAGCUAAUAGUAGUAGAUCAUUAUCACCUGAAUUACAUCCUUAUAAUCGUAAUGCCUCAACCACCACUAGUACUAUUACCAGUCCAAAUAUUGAAAAUAAACAAGUUAUAUUAAGAUUUAUUAAUCAAAGUUUGGAAUUCACUUAUAGUACGAAGAAUUCAGCUCCGCCUCGAUUUAUUGAAAUUAUAGAAAACGCAAGACAAGCAUUUAAUUUAAAACAUGAUGUGAUAUUAGGGAUUAAAAAUAGUAAGAAUGGAAUUAUGAUGCAAAAUGAUUUUGAUUUGGAACGAUUAUUUAAAACUAGUUCGGAAUAUAGAAUUGAAUUAGAGAUAUUUACUCAACGAUCAAAAGCCAUACCGAUAUAUGAAAUCACUAGUGCUAUUAUCCCCAAUUCAAGACAUACUCCUCCUAAUAUUAAUGAUCCACCACCUUCAGUUCCACCACCACCUACACUUCAUCAUGUAAGUACAGAGAAAUAUAUUUUACCUCCACCGUUAGUUAUAAAUCAUCAUUUACCCCCAGCAUUAAGAGGAUCCCCCAUAAUGAAUAGUACUAGUAGUGGGAAUGGAACUAAUAAUGGAGGUAUAGUGGGUAAACCACCAUUUAAUUUCUUAUCUAACAGUAGUGAGGAAUUGAUACAACAAACAAAAACACCACCACCAGCAAUGUUACCUCGAUUUCAACCAUUGUUAUAG
Molecule: messenger RNA, 2127 nt
Organism: Scheffersomyces coipomensis
Lineage: Eukaryota; Fungi; Ascomycota; Pichiomycetes; Serinales; Debaryomycetaceae
Exons: 1
Coding region: 1-2127 (708 amino acids)
Source: RefSeq, a predicted model, not a curated record